AUGCUUCCCACCCCUCCUCAGUCUCCCCCAAUACCCCGCUAUGCCCCGGAAGACCGCCUCGGACUGCUCCUAGCCAACCGGCUGGAGCUCACCAGCAUCCUCGGAGUUGGCGCCUAUGGUGUGGUAUACACAGCCGUGGAUAUCCAUACCGACGUUCUAUACGCUGUCAAGGCCCUCAACAAAGCUGGUUUGGAUCCCCGCCAGCUUAAGUUCCAGCAACGUGAGAUCAAGCUCCACCACAUGGCCAGCCAACACCCCAAUGUCGUCUCCCUGGUUCGCAUCAUGGAUUCCGUCGACUGCACCUAUGUGGUUAUAGAAUUCUGCCCCGAAGGAGAUCUGUUUUCAAGCAUCACCGACAAGAGCCACUUUGUCGGGAACGAUCUCCUGGUUAAGCGCGUUUUUCUUCAAAUCCUGGAUGCGGUCCACUACUGCCACUCGCUCGGAAUCUACCACAGGGAUCUCAAGCCGGAGAACAUUCUGGUCACCGACCAGGGAUUGACCGUCAAGUUGGCUGACUUUGGCCUUGCUACAAUGGACUACCUCACCUCCGAUUUUGGAUGCGGGUCGACAUUCUACAUGUCGCCAGAGUGCCAGCAACCGAACCCCCGCCCGAUGUCAUACUACCAAUCAGCACCGAAUGACGUCUGGAGCUUGGGUGUCAUCCUCGUCAAUUUGACCUGCGGUCGUAACCCGUGGAAGCGUGCCUCAUUCGAGGAUUCCACCUUCCGCGCCUAUCUCAAGGACCCGUUCUUCCUCAAGUCCAUCCUCCCCUUGUCGGACGAGAUGGUCUGUAUUCUCAGCCGCAUCUUCGAGCCUGACCCCUCAAGGCGGAUUACCAUUCCGGAGCUGCGCCAAAUCAUUCUGGACUGUCCACGAUUCACUCUCAACCCCAUGACUCCUUGGGGGUCAACAACUGGACCACUUGUCAACUACAUCCACCCUCCACAGGUUCCCGUCCCUGUUGUCGAGGACGCCUUGAACACCGAACCUUCUGUCUGCUCCUCUGAUUCGUCUCAAUACUCGGAUGCCUUCUCCGCCGUCUCGGAUGCUUCUUCCUACACGGAAGGCUAUUCAGACAUGGACAGCAUGUCCUCUCUUGGACCGGACGAGACAGCCUGCAAGGAUGACUUUCCCCAAUUGGACCCUGUCGCAUGCGGUGAUAUUCCAGAACCACCUGUGACCGAACCAUUCGUGGUUUGCCAACAACCAUACACCUACCCUAUACCCGUCUGUUAA
Aspergillus versicolor CBS 583.65 is the source of this 1236-nucleotide messenger RNA. Its product is annotated as serine/threonine-protein kinase. Lineage: Eukaryota; Fungi; Ascomycota; Eurotiomycetes; Eurotiales; Aspergillaceae. Bases 1 to 1236 code for a protein of 411 amino acids. Gene Ontology annotation, molecular function: ATP binding; protein serine/threonine kinase activity. Gene Ontology annotation, biological process: protein phosphorylation; intracellular signal transduction. The record is from RefSeq and is a predicted model, not a curated record. The transcript is spliced from 2 exons.